Molecule: messenger RNA, 3232 nt
Organism: Manis pentadactyla (Chinese pangolin)
Lineage: Eukaryota; Metazoa; Chordata; Mammalia; Pholidota; Manidae
Gene: C9orf72
Product: C9orf72-SMCR8 complex subunit
Exons: 11
Coding region: 300-1745 (481 amino acids)
Biological process (GO): autophagy; endocytosis
Cellular component (GO): endosome; autophagosome
Molecular function (GO): guanyl-nucleotide exchange factor activity
Source: RefSeq, a predicted model, not a curated record
CUGGGGCCGGAGUACCGGGAUAGCGCGGGGGCGGCGACGGACUGCGCGGGCGGCAGCUCGUCCUCUCUUUCCUCCCCUCUUCCCUGGCCGAAACUCGGCAUCGGGUUUCUCUGCCCGGCGACCAGUGGAGGUGCCUGCCUCCGGGCCCGGGGCUUCCCGCUGCGGCGGCGCGCAGACGAGCGGAUGGGACUCGAGUCUCUUCCCUGCUUUCCCGCCGGCAGUCCUCGAGGCUCUUUCCCGGCGUGAGACCCGGAGAUAUCCCUGGAGCAUUUGGAUAAUGUGAUAGUUGGGAUGCAGUGAUGUCGAAUCUCUGUCCUCCACCAUCUCCAGUUGUUGCCAAGACAGAGAUUGCUUUAAGUGGUGAAUCACCUUUAUUAGCAGCUACCUUUGCUUACUGGGACAAUAUUCUCGGUCCUAGAGUAAGACACAUUUGGGCUCCAAAGACAGAGCAGGUACUUCUCAGUGAUGGAGAAAUAACUUUUCUUGCCAACCACACUCUAAAUGGAGAAAUCCUUCGAAAUGCAGAGAGUGGGGCUAUAGAUGUAAAGUUUUUUGUCUUGUCUGAAAAAGGAGUAAUUAUUGUUUCAUUAAUCUUCGAUGGAAACUGGAAUGGGGAUAGAAGCACAUACGGACUAUCAAUUAUACUUCCACAGACAGAACUCAGCUUCUACCUCCCACUUCACAGAGCGUGUGUUGAUAGACUAACACACAUUAUCAGGAAAGGAAGAAUAUGGAUGCACAAGGAAAGGCAAGAAAAUGUCCAGAAAAUUGUCUUAGAAGGCACAGAGAGAAUGGAAGAUCAGGGUCAGAGUAUUAUUCCAAUGCUUACUGGAGAAGUAAUUCCUGUAAUGGAACUGCUUUCAUCUAUGAAAUCACACAGUGUUCCUGAAGAAAUAGAUAUAGCUGAUACAGUUCUCAAUGAUGAUGACAUUGGUGACAGUUGUCAUGAAGGCUUUCUUCUCAAUGCCAUUAGCUCACACUUGCAAACCUGUGGCUGUUCUGUUGUAGUAGGUAGCAGUGCAGAGAAAGUAAAUAAGAUAGUAAGAACAUUAUGCCUUUUUCUGACUCCUACAGAGAGAAAAUGCUCCAGGUUAUGCGAAGCAGAAUCAUCAUUUAAAUAUGAGUCAGGGCUCUUUGUACAAGGCCUACUAAAGGAUUCAACUGGAAGCUUUGUGCUGCCCUUCCGGCAAGUAAUGUAUGCUCCCUAUCCCACCACACACAUAGAUGUAGAUGUAAAUACUGUCAAGCAGAUGCCUCCCUGUCAUGAACAUAUUUAUAACCAGCGUAGAUACAUGAGAUCAGAGCUGACAGCAUUCUGGAGAGCCACUUCCGAAGAAGACAUGGCUCAGGACACGAUCAUCUACACAGACGAAAGCUUCACUCCUGAUUUGAAUAUUUUCCAAGAUGUCUUACACAGAGACACUCUAGUAAAAGCCUUUCUUGACCAGGUCUUUCAUUUGAAACCUGGUUUAUCUCUCAGAAGUACUUUCCUUGCACAGUUUCUUCUUGUCCUUCACAGAAAAGCCUUGACACUUAUAAAAUACAUAGAAGAUGAUACGCAGAAGGGGAAAAAGCCCUUUAAAUCUCUUCGAAACCUGAAGGUAGACCUUGAUUUAACAGCAGAGGGCGAUCUUAACAUAGUAAUGGCUCUAGCUGAGAAAAUAAAACCAGGCCUACACACGUUUGUCUUCGGAAGACCUUUCUAUACUAGUGUACAAGAACGAGAUGUUCUAAUGACUUUUUAAAUGUGUAACUUGUUAAGUGUAUUUCAUCACAAUCAUGAUUGCUGCUAAAUUAGCUCAAUGGUGUGGGAAACAUCACCUCCUCAGGUCAUGCCCUAGAGUCCUACUCAGCAGUGGCAGUUAAAGUUAGGAACACUAUACCUGUCACAAGAAGUCUGGAAGGAGAUGUCACAUGCAUCAUCACAAUGGAUGCAUCUUUUCCUAGGUGGCUCUCUUGGGAUACAGACUUAAAUUUACUAUUAUAAUAGAUAUUAUUGCUGUCUUUUAAAAGUAUAAGAAUAUAAGCUUGACCACAACUACUAUUUCUUGAAACUUAUGAUUCAUGGUUUACAUGUAUCAAAGUGAAGUCUGAGUUAGCUAUCACUGAUAUAAUACUAGUUUGCUUGCCAUCUCUUGGUGUUACUGGGUAUGUAGGAUUAGUGGAAUACUUUGCUAUCAUUUCAGUUCCACAAAAGGAAGUUAGUUUGAACGUAGGUUAAGCUUUAAAAAGAAAGUAUUGAUCAAGCUGAUGUUUAAUUGAAUUUAAUUAUUAUUAGGUACUACUUUUUGAGACAGUCCUUAGGAUUCAGUCUAUGUGAAUGUCAAGCAGUUUGCAUUAUCCCAAUUAUGGUGAACCACAAUCAGGAUGUUUUUUGUUUGUUUGUUUGUUGAACUUCGUCAAAAUACAGGGAGUUGUAUUUUAAGUUUUAGUAGUUAUUGCCAACUUUUAAUUUUCAUUAUUUUUGAGCCAAAUCGAAAUGUGUACCUCUUGUGCCCUUUUUUUUUUUUCUUGGCAAAUCUGAUUACUUGAAAGAAGUUCAGAUUUCACUUGCCAGUCAUUUUUAUCUUGUUUUCCUCUUGUAUAGUCUUAACCCUAAUUUGGCAAUUGUGACUCCAAAAUUAUUAAAUGCAAUAGAGAAUAUACUAGUGAGCAAGAUGUUUUUCCAAGAACAAAGAGUAGUAUCUUGUCUUCUUCCUUCUUAUAUUUCUGUCCAUGUUUCUGAAGUUGUUGCCAUGCCUCCUUGUCUACAUCAUAUGAGAAAUAGCAAGAGAAACUUUACUGAAGUGCUAUUUACUAGGUGCUAUUUGGCAGAAGUAAAUAGUCGGUCUUCUUUUGUUUCCUUAUGUGUUUGGACCAUUGUGCUAGCUAUAAAAUAACUGAUUAGUGUAAUUCUGUGCUAGAACAGUGUUGACGUAAUAGUAUGCACAAGCAUAAAAAUGUUUUUAUUUAAAACUGGAAGUAACACAAAAGGGAAAAAUUAUUUAUAAGAAAGAGAUACAAGUGAUAGAGCCCCUCUGCCCUCACCCACUAAAUUUAGCCAAAACCAUUAUCUUCUGUGCUGAAAGGUCCUGGUAGCCUUUCAUGUCACUGAGCAAAGUAUAGGCAUCUUGAUUUUUAGACACACAUUGAACUAGAUGACUGAUGCUCUAUAGCUCACCUGUGAAAAAAUUUAUAGAUACCACCUUGUACCAAUGUUUAUUCAGUGCUUUUUCCAUGAUGAAUAAAUAAG